Vespula pensylvanica (western yellowjacket) is the source of this 2322-nucleotide messenger RNA. RefSeq lists its product as uncharacterized. Lineage: Eukaryota; Metazoa; Arthropoda; Insecta; Hymenoptera; Vespidae. The transcript is spliced from 5 exons. The record is from RefSeq and is a predicted model, not a curated record. Bases 724 to 1251 code for a protein of 175 amino acids.
UUGUUUUUUUUUUUUUUUUUCAAUUAAACCAAUAAUCCUGGCAGUGACAAAAUAUCAUUUUCAACGAAAUUUUCUUAACAAAGAAAAUCCAUUGGAUAUACGACUUCCAUACGGCAAUCGUUGUUUAUGCUCGUAUGCAAAAUCGUAAAUUUUCCACUCAUUGUCAAUAAAUUAUUCAUUGCCGGGAUGUACAUUUAUACAUAUAUACAUAUAUGUAUAAGUUCAUACCUGCAGACAUGCAUAUGUAUGUACAUACGUAAAAUAUACACAAGUGUAUACAUAUUACGAACGUCUUAUCGAGAAAUUGGAAUUCGUAUUUAAUCGACAAUAACGAUCGUAAAUGUGAAUUCUUACUUCUUUGAUAGACUAUCGACGCAGUAAGAGUUAUUCGAAAUUCUGUUAUUUUUCGACGAUAUAAAAGAAAAGAGAAAAAAAGACUGUGCAUUUAUCGUUAACAUUGAUCUUUGAAAUAGAAGAAUCUUUUUCGUCAGAAAGAGAAAAAGAGAGAAAUAGAUCAUCGUAUUUUGGAAGCACCGUAUAAGUGGCUCGAAAGAAAGUGGUAAUUUAAAGGAGAGUGAGAGUUUUAGUUCAUUCUCGAGGUCAGUCUCUUCUUCCUUGUCUUCUCGUUCGCAUACUCGACAGAAUAUAUACUUACUUCGAACUUACUCUCGCGAAGCUAUUUAUGUUUUUUUUCCUUCUUCUUCUUAACGAAGAAAAAUCAAUAUGGUUUUUGACGCGAGCACGAUACGGCUAGUAAUACUCUUAGGUGUGACUUUAUAUCUACAUGCCGGAGACUAUAGUACCGUUAUACCUUCGAUAUUUGCCAAAAACGUGGAGAAGAAUGAUACAAAUCCUAAUCAAGGACCAAUUGGUCCACCCAUAAAAGGAUCUAAAGAAAUAUUAACAAUUGACUCUACAACGAAAAAAGAAAGCGAGAAAGACAAUGGGAUCACACGACGAGCCAAAAUGAUGACAACAAUCAAGACGGCCUGCCUGCCAAAACUUAUUUGCGAAUUGACGUCUUCCGUUCACCAGGAUCAACUGAGCGAGAUGGAACGUUCGCUGUUGACUUUGAUCCGGGACACAAGUUUGAGUACGAUCGCGGAAGUGCCCUCGAGGUAUCAUUUCGCUGCGCACAUGGGUCAAUUAAUUUCCGGCGUGGAAGGACAAGGCUGCCAUAAUUUUUAUCCUACUUGUCCUCUACCAAGUGUCAGUGUACUUAACAUGAUGAAGAAAGUUAGACUACAAUGAAAAAAAUCAACAGCUUGAUAUACUUUUUUAAUCGAUGCUAUCCGAAGAAUCUCGUGUUGCUGUGAAAGUUUUUUACACUUACGACUGUAUCUGUGAUAUUCUUACGAUGAGUUGGGAGAAUGUAAACGACGUACGAACGAAUGUUACUUUUUUUUUCUUUUUUUCUUUUUCUUUUGUUUUUGUGUAAGAUAAGAUAUUAAUGAAAUUACACGUGUAAUUACGAGACAAGUGAUCGAUGAUGUUUCGAAAAUUUCUUAGAUUUUAAUGUAAUCGAAGAACUACUGAUACACAUUAUACGAUAUUAUCAUUGUAAUAUUUUUAUCGUGUAAAACUACGAAUAUUGUUAUCAACUUGAUCGUCGAUGUUACACGAGUUUCGUUCCUGUAAAUUAUUUUCGUCAAAAUAUUUUUAUUUCUUUAAUAAGUACUUACGAGACAACCGUAACGAAGAUCACGAUAGCAUACUCGAUAAGAAUAAAUAAAAAUCAAAUACGAUCGUAAGAAAUACUUUGUUCUCGUAAUACUCGAAAAAUUUUUAAUUCGUAUAUCAAUUUCGGAGAACUGUAAUAAGUACAUGAGUACUUAUUGUUAACUUAUCGUAUAAUAUUUAAGCGAAGCGUAUAAUAUCUACGAGACCAGCCAAAGAUGAGAUCGAUGUAAUAGAUCUUCUCUUCCGCUUUACAGGUUCAUUCAUCCCUCUUACACCCUCGUCUCUUCUACAGUUCAAUCAUCCCUGUUAGUCGUACUCCGGCAAUUAUUGCGAUCAUACUCGAAAGAUAAUUCGCUGUAUCGCUUUACCCCCUUUCAACGUCAUUAUAAUCGGCUAUUUAAUCUGCCUUACGAUACGACCGUACAGAGAUAACAAGAGAGAUCAUUCGAGAUAGUAAUUAUUUCCUCCGUAACUCUUUCCGUUAACAAUCGAUCCUUUAUCCUUCAAAAUUGAAUUAUGAAAGAUGAUUAACAUUUUAGCCGGAGAUGAAUAGAGAAUCGUAUUGAUACGAAAUAUAAUUAUUCGAAACUUAAUCGAUAAUAUCAAAAUAUGUAUAUAUAUAUAUAUAUAAUAUCUGAUAUA